Molecule: messenger RNA, 474 nt
Organism: Prorocentrum cordatum
Lineage: Eukaryota; Dinophyceae; Prorocentrales; Prorocentraceae
Source: the annotation of a GenBank genome assembly
GCGAUCCAGGCCAAACUUGUGCAAGCCGAUCAGCCCACGAAGCCGCGACAGACCCGAUCGGUGAACAUGGCCCGGAUUGCCGCCCGCCGCCUUCUGGCCCUGGGGGCCGCCGCCGCCCUGGCGCUGCAGCUGGCGCCGUCGGCCUUCGUGCCGGCGCCGCAGCCCACCGGCGUCAGCGCCGUCGUAGCGGGCGCCGCGGCGGGCUACCUGACGUCGCUGCCCGCCGCGCUGGCGCGCAUCCCGGGCGGCAAGUUCGAGAAGGCCAAGGACAUCACGAUGCCGGCCCCGCCCGAGGACGGCCUGACGGACGCGCAGGUCGCCCUCUCGCUGUUCGUGGCGCUCCUCCUGAUGUUCGCCAACAUCAAGGUCUCGCAGGCGCUGUGGGAGGGGCCCCGGGUGGACCGCUUCAGGGACGGCCAGACCAAGGGCUACAUCACCCCGCUCGUCAGGCGCCUCGACAGGUUCGGCUUCUGA